Dipodomys spectabilis (banner-tailed kangaroo rat) is the source of this 1477-nucleotide messenger RNA. It is a transcript of the gene Patl2, whose product is annotated as PAT1 homolog 2. The coding region runs from base 251 to 1312 and encodes 353 amino acids. Lineage: Eukaryota; Metazoa; Chordata; Mammalia; Rodentia; Heteromyidae. Gene Ontology annotation, biological process: deadenylation-dependent decapping of nuclear-transcribed mRNA; P-body assembly. The record is from RefSeq and is a predicted model, not a curated record. Gene Ontology annotation, molecular function: RNA binding. Gene Ontology annotation, cellular component: P-body. The transcript has 12 exons.
GGUUCUUUUCCAGCCGGUGCUUCCGAGUGCCAGCUCUCCAGCCCGACACUUUGGACUCCGACAGCCCUCUCCGGACCCGUCUCUCUUCUGUAGCCCACUGACCACGUGGCCCUCCAGGCUCAGCCUUCCCAGUCAUCUGACUCAACUCCACCCUCAGCACAAACGGAUCUUGCAACUGCAGCAGCAAAGCCAAACAAGUCCCCCAGUCAAGAAGCCUUGGUCUCCGCAGCCAGACCCCUAUGCUAGCCUCAUGAGCCGCAAGGAGAAGGACUGGGUGAUCAAAGUUGAGAUGGUUCAGCUGCAGAGUGAGAACCCCCACCUGGACGACUAUUACUACCAGGAAUACUAUCGGAAGCUAGAGAAGAAGCAGGCAGAUGAAGAGCUACUUGGACAAAGGAACAGAAUUGAGACUUUGAAGCUGGUGACACCUUACAUCCAGAAGGCAGAGGCUUAUGAGUCUGUGGUUCGAAUUGAGGGCUCCUUGGGUCAGGUAGCUGUAUCAACGUGUUUUAGUCCUCGCCGAGCUAUUGAUGCUGUAUCCCUUGGAACUCAAGAGCAGGAAACUGGAGCUGCGAGCAGUCAGAGGCUUCGAGUAUUAUCCCGGAUUGAGAAGAUGUUUCUUCAAUUACUAGAGGUAGAGGAAGAGCAGAAGGAUGGGCCUCCACAGCCCUGCUACUCCGGGCAGAAGAGCUACCAGGUUGAGAAGCUCUUCCAGGCCUUAAACAUUCAGGAACAGGACAACGUGGAGGAGGCAGCAGAUAGCUUCCUGCAGGUACUGUCUGUGAAGAAGGGGAAGACCUUGGUGGCCAGGCUGCUCCCCUUUCUUCCUCAUGAUCAGGCUGUUAGUCUUCUUCUGGCUAUCAUCCACCACCUGCCCAUCCUUGUUCAGAGAGACAUGGUGGACCAGGCCCUACACAUGUUAUUCAAGCCUCUGUGCAACUGUAUCAGAAACUUAACCUUCCGUGAACUUCUCCAAGGACUUCAGGGGCUAAUGUUGCUGCCAUUUGGCUCCUCAGAGCGUCGCAUUGCUAUGGUACUUCAGAACCAGUUUGGAAUAUCCUUGCUUUAUGCUUUACUGAGUCAUGGAGAGCACCUGCUAUCCCAGGAUUCUUCCCUUGAGGAGCUUGGUGAUCACACAGCUUGGACAGAGUUGGUGGUUCUGAUAGCCUGGGAGAUAGCCCGAAUUCCUGCAGCCUCCCUGGCAGAACCUCUAGCCUUUCCCUGCAACCUUCUUCCCCUGUUCUGUCACCAUGUGGACAAACAAUUGGUUCAACAACUGGAGGCCAGGAUGGAACUUGCCUGCAUCUCCUGAUGUUCUAGAAUAUGUGAGAAGUUUAAUCAUUAUACACCAAGCUAACUGAAUUGUCUACAGGGAUCCAGAGUCUGAAGACAUUGCUUAUGCCUUAAUAUCCAAACCAUUUUUAUAUCCUUUUCUUAAAAUCUAAAUGAUGUGCCCCAAAAUAAGGUGUGGCUGAAG